Molecule: messenger RNA, 2061 nt
Organism: Elephantulus edwardii (Cape elephant shrew)
Lineage: Eukaryota; Metazoa; Chordata; Mammalia; Macroscelidea; Macroscelididae
Gene: CNGA1
Product: cyclic nucleotide gated channel alpha 1
Exons: 8
Coding region: 4-2061 (685 amino acids)
Biological process (GO): monoatomic cation transmembrane transport
Cellular component (GO): plasma membrane; intracellular cyclic nucleotide activated cation channel complex
Molecular function (GO): cGMP binding; protein-containing complex binding; intracellularly cGMP-activated cation channel activity
Source: RefSeq, a predicted model, not a curated record
GCCAUGAAGACAAAUAAAGUCGGUACCCAGCAAUCCUUUGUAAAUAUCCCCAAAGUAGUUGUACCAGACAUUGAAAUGGCAAUAAGAAGGAUGGAAAAUGGAGCAUGCAGCUCAUUUUCUGAUGAUGACGAUGACAGUGCCUCUUUAUAUGAAGAAUCAGAAAAUGAAAACUUCUACAGAAGAAAUAACUCACACAAGAAAAGAGAACCAUCACAGAGGGAGCAGUACCUGCCUGGUGUCAUUGCACUUUUCAAUGUUAACAACAGCAGUAAUAAAGAUCAGGAGGCCAAAGAAAAGAAGAAAAAGAAGAAAGAAAAGAAAAGCAAGGCAGAUGAUAAAAAUGAAAAUAAAAAGGGCUCAGAGAAGAAAAAGAAGAAAGAGAAAGAGAAGAAAAAGAAAGAAGACGACAAAGGAAAAGACAAGAAAGAAGAGGUGAAGAAAGAAGUCAUGGUUAUUGAUCCCUCUGGAAACACAUAUUACAACUGGCUGUUUUGCAUCACUUUACCUGUUAUGUACAACUGGACUAUGAUUAUUGCAAGAGCAUGUUUUGAUGAACUUCAGUCUGACUACCUAGAAUAUUGGCUCAUUAUUGAUUAUAUCUCAGAUAUAAUCUACCUUCUUGAUAUGUUUGUACGAACAAGGACAGGUUACCUGGAACAAGGGCUGCUGGUGAAGGAUGAGAUGAAGCUCAUUAAAAAAUAUAAAUCAGAUUUACAAUUUAAGUUGGAUGUUUUAUCAAUGAUACCUACUGAUCUGCUGUACUUUAAGAUGGGGUGGAACUAUCCAGAAAUUAGGUUAAACAGAUUGUUAAGAAUCUCUCGUAUGUUUGAGUUCUUCCAGAGAACAGAAACAAGGACAAAUUACCCAAACAUCUUCAGGAUUUCUAAUCUUGUUAUGUAUAUCGUCAUCAUCAUCCACUGGAAUGCAUGUGUAUAUUACUCUAUUUCCAAGGCUAUUGGAUUUGGGAAUGACACAUGGGUCUAUCCUGAUAUUAAUGAUCCUGAAUUUGGCCGUUUGGCAAGAAAAUAUGUAUACAGCCUUUAUUGGUCUACACUGACCUUGACCACCAUUGGUGAAACACCACCUCCUGUGUUAGAUUCAGAGUAUGUCUUUGUAGUGGUUGAUUUCCUAAUUGGAGUGUUAAUUUUUGCUACCAUCGUCGGUAACAUAGGUUCCAUGAUUUCCAACAUGAAUGCAGCUAGAGCAGAAUUUCAAGCAAGAAUUGAUGCUAUAAAGCAGUAUAUGCACUUUCGAAAUGUAAGCAAAGAUAUGGAAAAGAGAGUUAUCAAGUGGUUUGACUACUUGUGGACCAACAAAAAAACAGUGGAUGAGAAGGAAGUCUUAAAGUAUCUACCUGAUAAACUGAGAGCAGAAAUUGCCAUCAAUGUUCACUUAGACACACUGAAAAAGGUCCGCAUUUUUGCUGACUGCGAAGCUGGUCUGUUGGUAGAAUUGGUCUUAAAACUACAACCCCAGGUCUAUAGUCCUGGAGAUUACAUCUGCAAGAAAGGAGAUAUUGGACGUGAGAUGUACAUCAUCAAAGAAGGCAAACUUGCCGUGGUGGCAGAUGAUGGGAUCACUCAGUUUGUGGUCCUGAGUGAUGGCAGCUACUUUGGUGAGAUCAGCAUUCUGAACAUUAAAGGCAGCAAAGCUGGAAAUCGAAGAACAGCCAACAUUAAAAGUAUUGGCUACUCAGAUCUGUUUUGUCUCUCAAAAGAUGACCUGAUGGAAGCUCUGACUGAGUACCCUGAUGCCAAAACUAUGCUAGAAGAGAAGGGGAAGCAAAUUUUGAUGAAAGAUGGGCUACUGGAUUUAAAUAUUGCAAAUGCUGGGGGUGACCCCAAAGAUCUUGAAGAAAAGGUCUCCCGAAUGGAGAGUUCUGUAGACAUUCUGCAAACAAGGUUUGCCCGGAUCCUGGCUGAGUAUGAAUCAAUGCAACAGAAACUGAAGCAGAGACUAACCAAGGUUGAGAAAUUUCUGAGACCAAUUAUUGACACAGACUUUUCAGCUAUUGAAGGAUCUGGAGUGGAAAGUGAGACCAUAGACUCUACACAAGACUAA